Messenger RNA from Danio aesculapii, 11573 nucleotides. It is a transcript of the gene apobb.1, whose product is annotated as apolipoprotein Bb, tandem duplicate 1. Gene Ontology annotation, cellular component: low-density lipoprotein particle; mature chylomicron; very-low-density lipoprotein particle. Gene Ontology annotation, molecular function: low-density lipoprotein particle receptor binding; cholesterol transfer activity. Gene Ontology annotation, biological process: cholesterol transport; lipoprotein transport; cholesterol homeostasis. Lineage: Eukaryota; Metazoa; Chordata; Actinopteri; Cypriniformes; Danionidae. The record is from RefSeq and is a predicted model, not a curated record.
UCCCUGGAAUAAGCUACUGACUUAAGGAACGAGCUUACCUGAACCCAUCAUGGGGGGGACUAAGCUCUGCCUUUUGCUACUUCUAUGUGCAAUAGCCUUGUCAUAUGCACAAGAGGAAGAACCAUGCCUUUUGGCCAAAAGGUACAAGAGCUUUCAGAAGUAUGAAUACACCUACGAAACGGAGUCUCUAAAUGCCCUGAAUGGAGCAAUCAAUGGUCCCAAGGCCAGAUGCAAGGUUGAAAUUGAGGUCCCGCGCAUAUGCAGCUACAUCGUUCACACAACUGAGUGCGAGUUGAGUGACGUCAUCGAUGUUGAUGCUGAAGGAAAGCCUGUCUUUAGGUCAUCUGCUGGUGCAGACGCUUUCAAGGCUGCCAUGGCAAAGAACCCCCUGAAGUUCACCGUUGAGGGAGAUAAUGACAUCAAGUUGUUUCCUGAGGAUGAUGAACCAGCCAACAUUUUGAACAUCAAAAGAGGUCUAAUCUCAGCCCUUGCAGCACCUGUGCUGGAGGAAGACAGAAACAGGAGAAUGCCCACCGUCUACGGCAUGUGCAGGACAGACUACUCAGUGAAUGCCAGAGAGGACAUUGCCACCGAUGUUGUCCUCAACAGAGACUUGUCUAACUGUGACAAUUUCAGCCCAGUCAAAGACCACACUAGUCCCCUGGCACUUAUCACAGGAAUGCAAUACCCACUUGCUCAGCUCAUCAAAAGCAGCCAAACCUGCAACUACAAGUUUGACAAUGAUCAAAAGCAUAUGACCUCAGCUUCUUGCUCUGAAAAACACAUGCUUUUGCCAUUUUCUUACAAAGGAGAGCAUGGCGUUUCUAAUGUAGGAAAGCAAGUUUUGACUCUGGUGGGAGUGUCUGUAUACAAUGGAAGAGUCUUUGACCACAAUGAAGCCAACAUGAAGACCCUGCAUCUCGAUGGCAGCAUUGACUCCGUCCAUCCAAUUCAAGAUAAAAAUGCAAUCCUGUCAAUUCUAAGGGAACUGAAUGGCCUUUCUGAGACCGAAAAUGGAGAAAAUAGAGCCCAUCUUGCUCACAAACUCAUUUCUACCAUCCGCAAAAUGAGUGCAGAAAGCCUGAGUGCUGCUCUACCAGAGGCACUGGAGAUUUCUCGCCCCCUCGUGUACCAGGCUUUGUUCCAGUGCGGCACUCCUGAAUGCACCAGUGCCAUCCUGCGGGUUCUUAGAACCUUUGACCGUUCCUCAGUAGAGAUUGAUGCUGCAGUGUAUGCCAUGGGAAUGGUUCCAAAUCCAUCCAGAGACCUUGUUGAAGAGAUGCUGGAGAUGGCCAAGUUCAAAUCUAGCAAGCCCAUCUACUAUGCUCUCAGCAAUGCUGUGAGGAGGCUAUAUGAAGUUGAAAAAAGUGUCACCCCUGAGAUCAAGGCAGUUGCAGAUUACGCCCUUGAACAGAUUGGCGACUGCACAGGGAACCAAGAACAUGUGUACCUGUCCCUGAGGGUCAUUGGAAACAUGGCUGCUGCUGUCGGAGCUGCAAGCCCUGCUCUGAAAUCAGCUGUUAUCCAGUGCAUAAACCAACCCGCUUCAUCCCCUGAGGUCCAGCAAGCUGCUAUUCAAGUAUUUAGGCUAACUUCUGUCCCUGACGAGGGCAGAGAGGUGCUAAUGAAGGUCAUUUUCGACAAAGCUGCUCCAAUACAGAAGCGUGUUGCUGCGUAUCUCAUUGUGAUGAAGGACCCUCAGCACUCUGAACUGGCUCAGCUGGUUGCAGCUCUGCCCAAUAAUAAGAACUGUCAGGCUAUGAGCUUUGUUAACUCACAUCUCCGCAACAUCCUGAGCUCCACAACAUCAGAGACCGAGGAACUUAGAGUAAAGAUUCUCAAUGCCCUGCAAGGAAAUGAGAUCAGUACUUCCACCGAUCCAACAAAAUUCUCUCGCAAUUACAAGAUUGGCUCUCUAGAGGGAAAUGUGAUCUUUGAGUCUGAAGAACUUCUGCCCAAUGAAGUCAUCCUUGAGAUGACCCUAAAUGCCUUUGGAUAUGAUGUUGACAUGUUUGAGAUUGGGUUGAAUGGAAAGGGUCUGGAACCCACUGUUGAUGCCCUGAUUGGUAUUGAUGGAUUCUUCCGUGACACCAUGCAGAAGACCAUUAACUAUGCAGCUGACAAAGUACCAAGGGGCAAUGACAUUAUGCAGAGCAUGUUCCCAACUCUAUGGAAUAACAUAAAAAUGCAAAAGGCCCCUCAAAGCAUUGUCAAGGAAAUAACAAAUAAUGUUAACAAGCUCAUCCAGAAGCUGAAGGUUCAGGACAACCCAGAGGCUAUGAUCUACCUGAGGCUUUUGGGUGCUGAAAUGGGCUAUCUCAAAACUAAUGAUGUAGAAGACAUGGCCUACUCUGCUGCCUUGAUGACUAAAAGCCUCCUAAAUAUGUUCCCUACUGAUUUCCUAAGGAACCUAUACUCAAGUGUCAACAACAACCUUUUCCUUCACUACGUCUUCAUGGACAAUGAGUUUUAUCUACCAACUGGUACCGGCGUUCCUCUAAGAGUUGCCCUGUCUGGUACUUUUGCUCCUGGAGUGAAGGGAGGACUGAAACUUGCCCGUGACAUGAGCGAAGUGGCUUUCAUGCCAUCCGCUGGAGUUGAGUUUGUGACCGAGGUUGGAGCUCUCCUACCUGAAUAUGUUGAGUCUGGCCUGGAGAUGCAUACUAACAUCUACCAUGAGAGUGGUCUCAAUGUAAAAGUUGCAGUAACCAAUAGGCAGUUCAAGUUGACUAUUCCCACACCAAAAACUCCAACAAAACUCAUCAGUGUCUCAAACUCGUUGUAUUCAGUGACUGGUACUGAAACCAAGAGGAUUCCACCACUGACAGAGCAUGUGAAAGCAAAGAAGUGCACUCCUUUCAUUCCUGGUUUUCAGUACUGCGGUGUCAUGCAAUAUUCUAAUGCCUUUUCCAAUGAUGCCGCUCCCUACUUCCCUUUGACCGGUGAUAGCAAAUUUGCCAUUGAGAUCCACCCAACUGGUGAGGUUUCUUCAUACACAGCAACUGCUGAUUAUGCAUAUGAUGGCAAAGAUGACACAGUGACAUUUGGUCUGAAGGCAGAAGGAACAUCAUUUGAGAGCAUAGUCAAACUAACAUUCGACAGACAGAAUUAUGAAGUCUCGGCUGAUGUCCAAAUUCCUGACUAUGACCUGGAAGCUGGAAUUCGGGUUCAUGCUGUUGAUCGAAAAGCUCAGAGUGGUGCCACACAUUCCAUCCAGAUUGACUUGAUGAAGAAGAAUGUACCUGAAGCAUCUCUCAUUGGUCUUGCUAAGAUUGGGUCAAUGAAGGAUGCCAUGCUGCAGGUUCAGCUGCUCAUUCCAAAUUUUGAGACUGAUGCUAAAGUAACUGCAAUACUGACAAAUACUGAUGAACUUAAAGUGGAACUUGAGAGUGACCUUAGGCUUCCUGAGAUGACUUCCUCUAUUCAGAAAAUCAUUCUGAAAUAUGAUACUGAGGAAAUUGAGGCUGAGGUCUCUUCUGAUGUCACCACCGAGAUUCACAAUAUUAUUACUACUGAUGCCAUCAAAGCCACAUUCAAUGAUAUUCUUGACCAAGAAAUUGGCACAUCUGAUAAGAAGAUUCGUGAUGUCUUGACCCAAUUUGUUGAGGCCUCAAAUGCCUACCUGGAGCAAUUUUCUCCCAACAUUCCAUAUGUACAGGGAUUGAGGAUUCCUGCCCUCCCAGAAUUCACUUUCCCUCAGAAACUGUUCCUGAAUGCUGAGGGUGCUGCUAAAUACAAGUUUGGCCAGAAUUAUUACACCAUAUCCAUUCCUAUUCCUCUUGGUGGAAAAACUUCAAGAGAUUUCAACCUCCCUGCUUCUCUGGCAACACCAGUACUGAAUGUACCACAGCUUGACCUUCAGGUUAAAUCCAUUAAUAUUCCUCUUCCAGGGUUCUUUAUACCUGAGAGUCUGUCUGUGUCACUACCUCUUGUGGCAAAGGCAGAGGUGUCAAGCAAGCUGAGCAGCAACUUCUAUGACAUAGAAGCAAAAGCUUCUGCCGAGAGUGAACUUGUUGAUAAACCAACCUAUUCUGCCAUGAUUGAAGUCACAGGAACAAGUCCAGUGGAUCUACUCUCCUUCAAAAUGGAAGGAUCAACCGUCCUGGAAGGUAAACUUGGAGAAUCUUUGAAGACUGAGAUAAAAUCCUCCCUUAAUCACAAGCUCCUUGAAGCCAGUGUCAAUUAUUUUGAGGAAAUAACAACUGGUGAAAAAGUCACAAUGAAAUCAAGCAGCAAGAUGGAGGCGAACAGUCCUUUUGGUCUGAAGAUUUCUCUGGAACACACAGGCCAGGUUGGACUUGAUGAAGAUGAGAUCUCUGGAGAUGGAAAUCUGUUGGGCUCUAUCAAGGCUGGUCCUCUGAAUGGUGAAGUUGCUCUCAGACAGUCACUUAUCCUUCUCCCAUUCAAGCCAGAGCUGAAAAUUGACUCUUCUCUGAAAGUAGACUCAGAACAACUCCAAGCAGAGAACAUAAUUGAAGCAGCUUUUGCCAAUGGAGAGCUCUCUUUCACAUCUAAAUCAACAGCAUUCGAGGACAAUCUUAUGCAUGUUGCUGAACUUGCCUAUAAAGAAUCUCAGCUUGCUCUGAAGUCAGAUGCAAGGGCAAAGGCUUUCGGCCUGAACAUCCAAAAUGUAGCUGAGGCUAGUGCUAGUUUUAAUUUGGUUAACGUUAAGAUUGACACUAAUGUUGACACUGGGUUUGGAAAUCGUAUCCGUUCCCAGUUUAUAGCAGCACUGGACGCCAAUGGUCUGGAUGUAAAAAGUGAUGCCUCUGCAAAUCUGGCUGAACACACAGCUUCCCACAUGUGCAGCCUUUCCAUGACCAGAAACGGCCUAGUCACAAGUGGCUCAACCUUACUAGAGUGCCCUGUCAUGCCUUUGACACUCCAGAACAAAUUCAGUGGAGCCCUUGACACUUCAGAGCUUUCAUUGUCAUUUGAAACAAAGGGUAAAUUUGUCGAAUUGACAAUUGAAAACACAAAUUCUCUGUCUGCUUCCCUGUCGUCAGUAAAUUUAAUUUCCAAAGCUAAUAGCAAUGAUGGAACAUAUAAGCAUGACUUCUCCCUUCAGCUUCAGCCAUAUAGUACCUCACUGAAAAUUAGCAAUAAUCUGAAUGCUCUGAACAUCAAACUGAUUAAUGAGGCACAGUUUAAGGCACUUCCAUACGCAGCAGAUCUGACUGGGAGUUGGAAGCUUUCCUCUGCAACAGAUGAGCUUAAGAACACAUAUGAGAUCAAAUAUGAAGAUCUGGUUGCUACAGCCAAGUGCGGUCUCACUGGAAAACUCAUGGGAUCUCACAUGAGCCAAAACACAGAAAUCGAAGUUGCUGGACUUUCAGUUACAUUCGGCAGUGAAUCCAAUUUCAACUCACAGUAUCUCCGCUUCAAUAGUGACUUACAUGCCGCUGCUGUUCCCUUCAGAUUCAACGUUGAUGCAAUGGCCAACGCAGAUGGGGAUUUGUAUCUUUAUGGAAAACAAAGCGCACAAGUUUACUCUAAAUUCCUUAUGAAGGCAGAACCACUUGCUUUUGCACACUCACAUGAAUGCAGAGUCUCAACAACUCACAACCUGUACAAUACUCUGUUAAUCGAAACCAACCUUGAUAAUAAGAUUGAUACUGUGCUGACACCGUCUGAGCAAAAGGCCACAGUGAGAGUAAAAUCUAAGUUCAACAACCAUGAGUUUAACAAAGACGUGAGUGCUUACAAUACCCCUGAAAGACUUGGAGUUGAAAUGUCUGGAUCCAUCAUCACCAACAUCUUCAAUACAGUUGACUCUGACAAUCAAGACCACUUUUUCUCUGCCUUCCUAAAAUAUGAUAAAAACAGUAACAGCCGUGCCUUAAGCCUGCCAUUUAUUGAUGACAUUCCUUUUGACCUGCAACACAUGAAACUUGCAGUUUUGAGGAUUGUUGAGGCCAUGCAGAAUUAUAUCAACAGAGAAGAAAUCAUAGCAGAAAUUCAGAAACUGGUCACAGACGUUAGUGACUUUGUGAAUGAACUGAAUCUGGAAGAGAAAAUCAUUCAAUUCAGCAAGGACCUGACUGCACUGUAUGAGGUUUAUGGAAUUACUCUCGAUGACCUGGAGGCUUCUCUGAUGAAUCUAAAGCCUGUUUUGUUGAAGCUAGUCACUGAACUUGACACUUAUGUAGUAGAGAUAGAAAAAAUUGUGAGGGAAAUAAUUACAAGUGGCACACCAUCUGAUGCUGCAAUACAGAGGUUUACAGAAAUGCUGAAUUCCUUUAAUGAGAAAUAUGACGUCAAAGCCAUUGUUCUCACUGUUAUUGAGGCUAUUGAAAAUUUUCUCAGGGAGAUAGAUGUAAUGAAUAUUAAGGGCAGCAGGGAAGUCUUUAAGCAAUAUGUUGAUGAAUAUUUUGCUAUUACAUCCAAACUGAAGGAGAUUUUGAGUGAACUGAAGCAGUUUGUUGCAAACUUUGACCAAGAAAAGUUCACUGAGGAUGUGAAUAACUUUGUUACCUCUGCCAGAUUCAGAGACUAUGCAGACAAUCUGGUGGCUAAAAUCCCAACGGAGCAAAUUAGCAAGACUCUUGAAAAAGCAAAACAACUGCUUAAUGUACUGGGUAACAGAAUGAAUGCCAUCUAUACCAAUGUGAGAGAAAUUCUGGUGAAAUCUGGGGUUGACAAGAAGAUUGAAACUCUUCUGAAAAAGGUUGUUGAGCUUAUCAAGAAGUUCAAAAUUGAAGAAACUGUUAAGACUCUUGCUAACACUUUGAAAUCUAUUCUGACUCCUGUCACUGAGCUGGUGGAUAAGGCCAUUAACUACCUGAAAACAACAGAGGUAAAGGAAAUCAUUGAAGAUCUGAACAACUGCCUAAACCACUGCAUUAAAUAUAUUAGAUCAUUUGACUACAACGCAUUUGUGGAUGAAGCCAAUCAGAAAAUCAAGAAGUUAACAAAUGAUCUUUAUACCAUGAGUUUGUCACUUGAAAUCCGUCAAAAGCUUGAGGCCAUCAGAGAGUUUGUCAACUACGCUCUGUCAUCUCUGACCGCUUGCAUCGAAAAGCUGGAAAAAGUCAAGGUUGUGGAUGUUGUCAAAAAAUUCAGUGACAUUGUCGAUAGUGUAGUCUUCAUUGACACGGAGGCACUCACUGAGAACCUUAGGAAAAGACUUGCAGACAUUGAUAUCAGAGAAGAAAUCCAGAAGUUUCUGAAGCACGCAAGUAGCAUCUACACCAAGGUUGCGACCACUGCAGCAGAUGCAUGCAGUGCUGUUAUGCAAGUAAUCCAAAACACCCUUAAAGAUCAAGCAGUUGUCAACGAGCUGAAGCAAAUCUGUGACAGAGUGAAAACAGUACUGAUAACAGCUGAAUUUGAGAUCCCAUCUUUCACUUUUCCACUCACUGACCUUGUUGUGCCCUCCAUGAAAAUAAGCUUAAAGAAUCUUCAGGAAAUCAACCUCCCAUCUUCACUGAUUGACCUUCCAGCAUUUACUAUUCUGCAAUAUUAUACUGUGCCACCAAUCAGAAUAGAUUAUGCUGACAUCAAGCAGGGACUUUUAGAUCUACUGAACUUCAUCGCAAACUUUGAAAUAAUGCCAGCUAUUGAGUCCUUCUUUGGUGACCUUAGAAUUGUCUACCUUCCAGACAUCUCUGCCAUCACACUGCCAGAGAUCAGCUUACCAGAGAUCUCUCUCCCAGAAAUUCCUAAAUACAUCAGUAAGCACAAAUUCUCUGAUCUGAAGAUCCCAGAAUUCACCCUCCCUGGAGUUCCUACCGAGGUCAUGGUGCCAUGCUUUGGAAAGUUGUAUGGAGAGGUUAGAGUCACCAUUCCAAUUUUCAACAUGAGAACUACAAUAGAAUUCCUAAACUCCACUGAAAGUGCAGAAACCCCUCAAUUUGUAGGGCACAUUACCUCACAUGGAUCUUCAGAAUAUGACCUUCUUAAAUACACCCUGGACUCCACAGCUCGUGUUGCCAUGCCUAAGAUGAGUCGUGUGAUUCUUGCAGAAACCCUGAAGAUCACUCACAGUGUACUAGCCAUUGACCAUCAAUCCUCAGUCUCACUCUAUGGCCUCUCAGCCCAGGCUUCUUCCAAGAGCACCAUGAAGAUAACCUCUUCCACCUAUAAUGCUAACAUUGUUAACACGGCUUUCUUUGCCCUGGCAGGUGGAAUAUCUGCAAAUAUCAAAACAACAUAUAAUGACAAGUUAAACGCAGACAUUUGGAACAGUGAAAAUUAUUAUGGUAAUGAUAUAGUUCUUAAGCAGGAUGGUCUAAAACUCCUUCUGACCAUGGAAGAAGAGGCCAAGGGACAUAUAUCUGUGCUCGAAAAGUCUGAUGAUAUCACUGGCAAGAGUAGUUCAUCUAUAAUCAUUACUCCAACAACAUUCUCUCUGAUCAUUGAUGUGGAUACCAACAGUGCUGUUUCAAAGUUUAAAAAAAAUAUUAAAGCUGAGGGUGUUGCCCUGAGCUAUGUCGACUUCACUGCCAGUAUUGAAGGAACUAGUGAUUCUGAGUUCUUUUCACUGAAUGCAGCUGGAAAGGCGGAUCUCAGACAAAUGAAGGUAGAAAUGAAGGCGGACCUUGACACAAAGUAUGCUGGACUGCUCAGUGGUACCUUCACCAGUGCCUUUAACUUCUUAGUGCAACCUUUUGAGGUGGCCCUUGAUUUCAAGAACAAGGCUAAUACUAAGCUCAACCUUGUAGAGCCUCUGUCUGCUAAGAUUGAUAUUCAGAACAAUUAUACUGUCAUCCUUAAUAGCGACGAGCAAAUGUUGAGCACUGGGGUACUUGCCCGCUUUAACCAGUACAAGUACAGUCACAAUUUUACACUUGCCAACAACGAAGAGGAGGCUGGCAUUUAUGCUGCAGUAAAUGGCGAGGCUAAUUUGGAAUUCCUAACAAUCCCCUUCAGUAUUCCAGCAAUUGAAUUAGAAACACUAACUAUGGUUAUUGAAAUUCCAGAAAUCAGCAACAUCAAUCUAUAUGAACAGACUGGGCUUAAGCAUGUUUUGACUGACUUUGACCAGGCCAUUGAUGUAGAUGCAAAGAUAGUUUACCAGAAGAGCGACUUAACCUCUGAGUUUUCCUUUAAGUCCUCCAUAUUCAAUCUUAAUGCUAAUGCUGGAUUUUAUGGAAAGGAUAACCCUGUAAUUCGAUUUGGAGUCAUCACUGCCUCUGAGUUUGAGUCACUGAAGGCUAAGCUUGAAGGAACCAGCAGCCUGAGCACCAAAAGUGGAUUCAAAUUAGCCAAUUCUUUGCUUCUAGAAAAUCGCCACAUUGAAGGAACCCAUGAAAGCACCGCAACUAUGAACCCAAAUAACUUUGAAGUUACACUGUCUAUGGCCACAGAUGCAAAAAUGAAUCUACCAAUUCUUACAGCUAAUGCCAACCACCAACUUACUGCUGACAACAAGGCCAACCCAAAAGCAGACUCAACUUUUAAGAUGGAUUACAACUUUGACGUUCCCAUUAUUAAGCUUGUUGGAAAGGGAAAUGCUGAAACCAUCUUAAAAGGCGAAGGAACUCGUACGUUUAUCUCUGCUGAGACUCUCAUAAAGAGCAAUAUUGAUGGAACAUUCCUAGAUCGUGGUAUUUUGAAAGGAACUCUGAAAUAUGAUGAAUCCCUGUAUGUGAAUGGUAAUAGUUUGCGAUAUGCUCUUAAGACUGGUGGUGAUGGAGACCUGAACUAUGGUGAUUUCAAGGUGGCUUUUGAUGUGGAUGAAAACCUGUCUGUGGAGACAGCCAAUGAGCACGUCUAUGCUACAAUGAAGUUUACUUCCAAUAACGAAGCAAAUGUUGGAUGUUUCACCACAAAGGGAGUUCAUUCCAGCCAGGCUACUCUCGAUAUGGAUCUUCUGAAGUCACUGGUGGCUGAUGUGAAAAUAGACUUGAAUCAACCGAGCACCUUUGGUGACCUUAGCAUCUUUGAGACAAUGAAAGUAGAUCUCAGUGUUCCCAAGCAGAAAAUUGAUAUCCUUUCAACAAUCAAGUCUCCAGUAUACACCACAGAUGUUCGUGCUAAACUAGACGGUAAUGCCCCAGAUUACAAAACGGUUCUCAAGGCUUCAGCCACUUCACCAGUUGUGCUCCUGCAGUACGAUCUUGACAGCUCCAUGAGUACUACUAUGGAGAAUGGGGCCCUUGUUAUCGGAGCUAAUGCUGUACUUACACAUCAUGACUUUACUAUGGAUAUCAGCAAUGCUAUUCACAUGGGCGACCGGAGCCAUAUCCUGAAUGUGGACAUCACCAGCCAAACAUUUACAGAUGCAAACUUUCGAUAUGCUGCUCGAAGUGAUGGCAUAAGUGGCUCUGUUUCCACACUGGGGUCUGGCCUCCUUGGCUUCCAACUUCAAGGAAAUAUUCCAUCCCAGAUGAAUGCAAGGCUCUACUGUCGUUAUUCUUUUGCACCAGAUGAUGAUGUCGACAUCCUGAGCGUCAGAGCUGUACCAAAGGGAGAUGAAAAAGUACUGUUGGUCACUGGCAAUAUAAAGGCUGCAUAUUCCAUGUUUGAAGGCUUAAUGAAUACUCUAGCAAAAAUCUCAUUCAAACUUGCACGAUUAACAGAAAAAUCUGGCCUCGCUUUUCCAAUUUUUGUUGCUGACGAUGUUUACGUAGUAAUUUCAAAUGGACUCUAUGCUGCCCGCACAGCUACACCAGACCUUAGUGAGCUAUCACAACUUUUCAGAAAUGUAUUCGUCACAUCCCAAAAGACCAUCCAGGUUCUGAUUGACAAUGCCAUCGUACUACUAAAAGAGAUCUCACAAUAUAAACUGCCUGGAAUGGAUGAAGCUACACUGGCUGAAAUUUGCAAGAAAAUCCAAUUAGUUGUUGUAGAAAUGGUGGGGAAGCUUGGUAACAACUUGGAGGUAUAUUUGUCACACAUCAUGGAUAACUUUAAUACAAUUCAAUUGACAUUUCCCAAUGGAAAGGUCAUGACAGUAGCUGAGUUCCAACAAAAUGUGCAAAGUAUCCUGAGCAGCCACCUAGUUAUGAUAGCAGAUGCAAUGAAGCAAAUUGAAAGCCCUGAUGUAGUUCUUAAGAAACUAGGACAAACCUUACAAGAGGUUGUUGAAAAAGGACAAGAAUUUGUGGACAAAAUGAAUUUUAGUUUCUUAGAAGAUAUUGCCACGGCCAUUAACACAUUCUACCGGAAGCUGAUGGAGAUCAUAGAAGACAUUAGUGCAGCAUUUUUCUUUGGUUAUUCAAUUCCUGCAAGCAAACUAUUUAGUGAAAUUUCUCAGAACAUAGAGGAAGCGUGGAACGCAAAUAAUGGAAUACAUCGAUUUGAGCUUCCUCUUCCAUUUUUCUAGUAAUAUGGUCAUUCUGAACAGACAGUGAAUUAAGUAAACACUACCAUCUUUUAAAAUGAACAUUCUUGGACAUCGAAGCCAAUGGACACUUUACUGAAGUAUAGUACAACAUGUAUAUAAAACAAUUACUGACCCAAAACAUGUCUCAUUGUUAUGCUGCUCUAUUAUUCUAUUUGUAUAAAUGAGGAUUGAAAUACUAAGCUAGUUAUCAAAAAUGUCAACUGCAACCUAUUGUCAUCCUUGUUCUGUAUCCAACAUUAAUGGCAUGAUGGAUGAGGAGCAAUAAAGAACUUUUAUUAUGCAA